UGCCAGGCGCUGGGUCACUCGUGUGGGAAGUGCUGAAAUUUCAACGCGUCACAGGAGCGUUUUCUCGGAUCGCACGCAGAUUCAGAUCGCGGGGAGAGACCGACGCCGAGCGAGGCGUCACUGAAACGGCUCUGAGCCGAGACUCAGUCCUCGAGUUUACGAGAUAACGACACUAGCGCGCGACACACACACACACGCGCGCGCGCGCUCUCUCUGAUCGGGGAUAUUCAUUAAUACUUCCGAUCGAUCGAUCAAUGAUCAUGGAGAGGAAAAGAACGGAUUGUCCUGCUCUUCCUCCCGGCUGGAAGAAGGAAGAAGUGAUCCGGAAGUCCGGGCUGAGCGCAGGGAAGAGUGAUGUGUAUUAUUACAGUCCUUCGGGAAAGAAGUUCCGGAGUAAACCGCAGUUGUCCCGUUACCUCGGCAACACUGUGGAUCUGGGAAGCUUUGAUUUUCGCACCGGAAAAAUGAUGCCGAGCAAAAUGCAGAAAAACAAACAGAGACUGAGGAGUGAGAACCUCAGCCUGAGCAAGGGAAAGCCGGAUCUGAACACGGCGCUGCCCAUCAGACAAACGGCCUCCAUCUUUAAACAGCCGGUCACUAAAGUCGUCAAUCAUCCGAACAACAAGGUGAAGACUGACCCCCAGCGAGGCGUAGAGCAACCACGACAGCUGUUCUGGGAGAAGCGCUUGAAGGGCCUGAGGUCGUCGGACGUGUCGGAGGAAGUUCUCAGGACGAUGGAUCUGCCCAAAGGCUUACAGAGUAUCGGGCCGGACUCGUCGGACGAGACGCUGCUGUCCGCUAUAGCGAGCGCUCUACACAUGAGCUCAGCGCCCAUCACGGGUCAGACCUCCAGCGCCGCCGAGAAGAACCCCGCUAUAUGGCUCAACACAUCCCAGCCGCUCUGCAAAGCCUUCACCGUCACUGAUGAAGACAUCCGGGAGCAGGAGCUGAAGGUCCAUCAGGCCCGGCUCAGUCUGGAAGAAGCUCUGAUGGCCGACACUUUGGCCCGGGCCGCCGAGUCCAGUCGAGACCCCCAGGGCCGAGCGCCGUAGAGAACCGACAGAUUUCUUUGUGCACUGGAGUCAGGUGGACGUCCUGGAAAUGAUGUCAUCAGUCUGCGUCAACAGCGGCUGCACCAAGCACACUUUCAUAAUCCAUUACAGAUAGCUUCAACCAAGGUCUUUUUCAACUAGAGCAUAUAUUUUGAUGUACAUAUCUAUAUAUAAUUGAGAACAAUGUGUCAGACAGAAAUAAAAUACAGCUUUUUUUAAUGGACAAAUGCAGAGCAAUAAUUCCUCAUGUCAAUUCAGGUGACCGUCGCUGGAUUUGUAUUGCAAAUUAUUUUUACUUUUGUUGUCGUUGGUCGUACGGGAUGUGCUCUCUUCAGGGUUUGUAACAAAUAAUUAAUACACUUACAAACGUAUGAAUGAAAAACUGCUUAUUUAAGAAAAAUUUUAUACCUUGAGAUAAAGAUGUGUACAUUUCUUGCAUCAUUCUAGAGAAAUAAAUGAUUAUAUUCACAAA
Pimephales promelas (fathead minnow) is the source of this 1524-nucleotide messenger RNA. It is a transcript of the gene mbd2, whose product is annotated as methyl-CpG binding domain protein 2. Gene Ontology annotation, cellular component: nucleus. Gene Ontology annotation, biological process: DNA methylation-dependent constitutive heterochromatin formation; negative regulation of transcription by RNA polymerase II. The record is from RefSeq and is a predicted model, not a curated record. Gene Ontology annotation, molecular function: methyl-CpG binding. NCBI's taxonomy places the organism in Eukaryota, Metazoa, Chordata, Actinopteri, Cypriniformes, Leuciscidae.